GCCAGCCAAUCAGUGGAUUCUCUUCCGGAGCCCAGUUAACAUGCGUUGGAUUGUACUCUUAGUGGCGGUCCUGGUGGCCGGGAGCCUGGAGCUGCCCUCCGUCGCCGCGGAGAAUGGCCAGACAGAGCACCAGGUCAGCGAGGAGUGGAGCUGGCGGGAUAGCGACGGCAACAAUGGAUCCGGUAGCUCGGAGUACUCCUAUGUGGAUGACAUGCGGAAUGUGGAGGACUACGAGGACGAGGACGACCUGGAGGAGGACGAGGACGAGGACGAUGGCGAGGAUGACUUUGACAACGUGUCCGACUUUGAAAUGGACGACAACGAGGACGAGGACAGCUGUGAGUAUAGCUGUCCCCGGUACUAUCGUCCGGUAUGCGUGCUCCGCAACGGUCACAUGGUAACCUAUGCCACGCCAUGCGAGUACCACAACCAGGUGCGCUGCUCCAUCGUCCAGAAGAGUCGAGGUGGCGCGAGACCACCGACCUUUGAGUUCUGGCACACUGGAAGUUGCGCCAAAAAAUCAUCCUCUUAGGAACAUAAAACACAAACUAAUUAGGAAA
Molecule: messenger RNA, 560 nt
Organism: Drosophila bipectinata
Lineage: Eukaryota; Metazoa; Arthropoda; Insecta; Diptera; Drosophilidae
Molecular function (GO): protein binding
Source: RefSeq, a predicted model, not a curated record